AUGUCGUCGUCUUCGUUGUCUUCUCUAGAGCGGACAGAUGCUCUGAGCCUCGAUUUCCUGGAAGCGGAUCCGGCCCCGACAUUCGUGGUUAAAGUUGGCAACGGCGCCGGCGCGGUAGCAUUCGAGUUGCUGUUUUGCAAUGCGGCGUUCCGGAACGAGAGGGGCUUGCGUGGAGGCGUGCUGGCGGACGAGAGAGCGGCCAUGCUGUUUCGGGCGUGGGCACAAGCUGGGGAUUACUGCAAGAGCAGAUGGGAGUUUGGGGGCUGCGUUUGGAGUGCGAGGGUUGCGGGUGUGGAUGGGGAUUGGAAGGUUGUGAGGGCUGUUGAAGUUGGGUUGGGAGAGCAGCCUUUCCGGGACCAGAAUGGAAGAAACACCGAUGUGCCCAUCGGGACAGGACGCAGGCUCAUCAAGAGACAGUCGACGGGCUGCUUGCUGGAGAAGGUCAGCCAGAGUUUAGCGGUACCUCUCCAGAGCCUUCCGCGGGUCAACUGGGGGAGUAUUCAAAGGAUGAUGGAGAGGAGCGAUGUCGGAGUAUUUGAGUAUGACCCAUCAGGGAAGUUGAUUCAUGCCAACGAGGCAUGGUACAGUCUAAGCUCCCAUCCCAAGGACCUAUCAGCGCACACAGACUUCUCAUUCAUGGAUCUCGCUUAUCCAGACGACCAAGCCCUCGUCAUGUCGGCGUGGAAUACACUAUUGCAGGGCCACCCAGUCACAUUCGAGAUGAGAUGGAAGCCGCGUCCGGGUUCGUCUGACAGAGCUCCACGCAUCCUCUCCUCAUGCGUUCCAAUGUUCGACGAGAACAGAAAGCUGAUCGGCAUAGCCGGGACCACCAUCGGCCUCGACGCUCAGAAAAAGUGCCAAGGCGUGGUGCAGGAGCGAAUCGAGGCCUUGGAGCAGUUCAGACUGUCGGAACUCAAGUUCGCAAGGUUUGCGCAGCUGGCUCCCAUUGCAAUAUACAUCUUCAAGCCGGACAGGGGCAUGCAGUAUGUCAACGACCAGUUCUUUGAACUGACUGGCCAACCUCGCGUCGCCUUCGAUCAACUAGAUUGGAGCGACUUCGUCGCGGAAGAAGAUAUCGAACAGGUGCAAACUGGAUGGUUAGCUGUGAUGGAAGGGAAGAAGCCCGACCACACGCAGUUUCGCCUAAAGAAGACUUGGAUCAACCAAGAAGGAGUGUGCUCUAACCUGUGGGUACAGGGCUCGAGCUCUCCGGAGCUUGACCAGGAUGGCAAUGUUGUCAGCAUCAUGGGCACGCUGUUCGACAUAUCGCAGUUCAAGUGGGCUGAGAGCGUGCAGCGCCGACGCGUCGAGGAGGCACUGGAAGCGAAAAGGCAGCAGGAGAACUUCAUAGACAUGACGUCUCAUGAGCUCCGGAACCCUCUGUCGGCGGUCGUGCAAUGCGCCGACGCAGUCAUUGGCACUCUACAGGAGCUCACGCCGAACCAGAUCGCUUCCAUGCAGUCGGAGAUUGAGAAGGUCAACGUCGAGAUUGCCAUGUGCAUCGAUUCCUUGCAGACGAUUGUGUCCUGCUCGCUGCAUCAGAAGCGCGUCAUUGACGACGUUCUUACCCUGUCGAAGCUCGACUCCGACCUGCUUCUGAUUACGCCAAUGCGCGUGCAACCGGCAGUCGUGGUUUCGGAGGCUAUGAAGAUGUUCGACGUCGAGUGCAGCCAGAUGCAAAUCUCGCUCGAGUUCAGAGAGGAUGAGAGUCUGAAGGGCUUUGAGUGGGUGAUGCUGGAUCCGUCACGCCUGCUACAAGUCCUAAUCAACCUUCUCACCAACGCUAUCAAAUUCACAAAAGACCACCCAGUCCGCAACGUCACUGUUACACUGGGUGGCGCCUGGACGCGCCCAUCGGUCGAAUGGCAAGCAAUGUCCUUCGCUCAGAACGGAAAUCCUCAAAGCGACAUAUGCGACAAGCCGGAAUGGGGGAGCGGACGAAAGGGCUUCAUCUGGUUAAAGGUUGUCGACACGGGUUGCGGAAUGAUCGUCGACGAGCAGAAGGAGCUCUUUUCUAGGUUCACGCAGGCUUCCCCUCGAACGCAUGUAAAAUACGGCGGCUCUGGCCUCGGUCUCUUCAUAUCCCAAUCGCUAGCCUCGCUUCAAGGCGGCGCAAUAGGCGUCACUUCCGAAGCCGACAGCGGCUCGACAUUCGCCUUCUACGUCGGCACCCGCAUCGCUCAAGCUCCCUCGGGUGCGGACGCCGGAAAAUUCAUCCUCCCUACACCACAUCUGGCUGCGUCUACGGAAGACGCUUUCAAUGUCGCGGGCUUAAAUAUCCUUUUGGUAGAGGACAACCUGGUUAACCAGAAAGUCCUAAGUACACAGCUGCAGAAAGCGGGUUGCAACGUCAGCAUUGCCGGGAAUGGCGCCGAGGCGCUGGAGUGGUUGAAGGAUAGCGUGUAUUGGCGGGGUGUUGAGGAAGAAAACGCCGUUAUUAUGAAUGGCAACGGCGGUUGCCAUAUCACUCUUCCUCCUUCUCCUCCGGAAGAAGUACCAUCCACCCGCGAGACCUCCGCGAAACACGCCCUCGACAUCGUCCUCAUGGACAUCGAGAUGCCCAUCAUGGGAGGCCUAACGUGCGCCCGCCUCAUCCGCGACUUCGAGGCCCAAGGUCUCCUCUCCGCACCGGACCCUCCCCCUCGCCAACGCACUCCACAACUUUCCUCCGCCUCGGUCUCUCCCAUAUCGUCCUUCUACCAGCUCAACAUCGGCGUGGAACAUGCUCCCCUCGGCACCCUCACCCCGUCGCGGCUCGCGAAGCGGCGCAGACUACCCAUUCUGGCCGUCAGCGCGAAUGCACGCAGCGAGCAGAUCGAGCAGGCGCUUGCGGCGGGCAUGGACGAUGCUAUUUCGAAACCGUUUCGCAUUCUGGACUUGUGGCCUAAGAUGUCCCGGCUGGUUCCGAGAUGCGAAGCCCUGCUUUCAUAG
This is a messenger RNA of Trematosphaeria pertusa, 2931 nucleotides long. RefSeq names its product putative histidine kinase HHK8p. The transcript is spliced from 5 exons. Gene Ontology annotation, biological process: phosphorylation; phosphorelay signal transduction system. The record is from RefSeq and is a predicted model, not a curated record. Gene Ontology annotation, molecular function: phosphorelay sensor kinase activity. Bases 1 to 2931 code for a protein of 976 amino acids. Lineage: Eukaryota; Fungi; Ascomycota; Dothideomycetes; Pleosporales; Trematosphaeriaceae.